Messenger RNA from Lathyrus oleraceus (garden pea), 3078 nucleotides. RefSeq names its product protein RDM16. Gene Ontology annotation, cellular component: U4/U6 x U5 tri-snRNP complex. The transcript has 6 exons. Bases 99 to 2564 code for a protein of 821 amino acids. The record is from RefSeq and is a predicted model, not a curated record. NCBI's taxonomy places the organism in Eukaryota, Viridiplantae, Streptophyta, Magnoliopsida, Fabales, Fabaceae. Gene Ontology annotation, biological process: mRNA splicing, via spliceosome.
AAUAUUUUUAUGACAUUCUAAAAGCUAAGCUGAAGUGAUUCCUCGACCCCAAUUCACGAUAGAAAAGGAGGGAACAGAGUAUUUCCCCAAACCCUAAAAUGGAUGACAGAGACAAAUCCGAGAGGCGAACCAGAGAUCGACACUCCGAACGCGACCGCGACCACAAGCAUCAUCGGAGCCGGCACGACUCCGAUGACCACCGUCAUCAUCGGUCGGACCGGAAUGCCAAACACGAACACAAAACCAGAGAAGACCGAGAAGGAAGCAGAGAUAGGGUAUAUGACAGAGACGAAAGAGAGGGUAGCAAAGGUAGGUCCAAAGUGAAGCGCGAUGAAGAGAGGGAAAAUUCAGUGGAGCCGCGACACUCGCAUUCUCACAAACGGAAGGAUAGGGAACACAGUGAAGAUCGGGAUUUGGAGGAUAAGAGAAUUAGGGUUUCUGAAGAGAAGAGGGAAGUGAAGAAGGAACGUAGGAAGUUUGGUGAUAAAGUGAAGAAAGAUGAAGAUUAUAAUAAUGAGCCCAAGGUUAAGGAGGAAGUUACCAAUGGUGCCCAUGGCUUUGCCUCUUCCGAAGAUAACGCUUCUGUGCAUAACGGAGUUGUGGUGGGAUCUCCUGCUGUGGUGCAUGCUAGUGUGCCAGAGACAUCUUUGCCCCCUCCUCCUCCCAUUCCUAUAAAGGUAUCUUCAAUUUCUACCACAAAUGAAAAUAAGGGCGUUAGUAUUACCAGGUCUCAUGAGGUUACUGGAAAAUCUAGUACAGAUGGGUCUUCUUCAACUGCUGGAAAACCUGGAAGCCUCUCUAUUGACGCCUUAGCUAAGGCUAAGAAGGCUUUACAAAUGCAAAAAGAGUUGUCAGAAAAGCUAAAGAGAAUUCCUCAGUUGAAUAAGGGUUCUACCUCAAAUUUGCGAGAAAGCACAAAUUUGGGUCUCAAGACUGAAUCUACAGCGCCCUCUCUUAGUGCUGGAGUGGCAUCAAGACCUGCCACCUCAGCUUCUUCAGGUUCUGUUGCCAAUAUGCCAAUUUUUCCUACUGCUGCUGCAAACCCUCCAGCUAGUGGUACUAAUGUUGCUGGUGUUGCAACUGCAACCAACUUUGAAGCUGUCAGACGCGCUCAGGAGCUUGCUGCCAGGAUGGGAUUCCGUCACGAUCCACAAUUUGCCCCUCUAAUAAAUAUGUUUCCUGGCCAGAUUGUAACACCAGAUGGUACUAUCCCUCAGAAACCAACAAAGGCUCCUGUUCUUCGUCUUGACGCCCAGGGACGGGAAAUAGAUGAACAUGGAAAUGUUGUUAAUGUAACUAAGCCAAGCAACCUUAGCACAUUAAAGGUCAACAUUAAUAAACAGAAGAAGGAUGCAUUUGAAAUACUAAAACCUGUAUUGGAAGUUGAUCCUGAAUCUAAUCCUCAUUUUGAUGAGAGGAUGGGUAUCGACAAAACAAAGCUCCUGCGGCCCAAGAGGAUGAAUUUUCUAUUUGUGGAGGAAGGAAAAUGGUCAAGAGAUGCUGAAUCAAUAAAAUUGAAGAGUAAAUUUGGAGAAGCUCAAGCAAAAGAGCAGAAGGCCAAACAAGCACAACUAGCAAAGGCAAAGGCUGCUCCUGAUAUAAAUCCGAACUUAAUAGAGAUAACAGAGAGAGUUGUAAUAAAAGAAAAACUGAAGGACCAAAUUCCCGAAAUUGAGUGGUGGGACGUGGCACUUCUGCAUUCUGGAAAUUAUGGUGACAUUGCCAACGGAACCAUAGGUGAAGACAAACUGAAAAUUGAAAAAAUCACCUUUUAUGUGGAGCAUCCUCGUCCCAUUGAACCACCUGCUGAGCCUGCCCCUCCACCACCUCAACCCCUCAAGCUAACCAAACAGGAGCAGAAGAAACUCAGGACCCAAAGACGAAUAGCUAAGGAGAAAGAGCGGCAGGAGAUGAUUAGACAGGGUGUCAUUGAACCGCCAAAACCAAAGGUCAAGAUGAGCAAUUUAAUGAAAGUACUAGGAACUGAAGCAACUCAAGAUCCCACUAGGCUUGAAAAGGAAGUACGUAAUGCAGCUGCUGAGCGUGAGCAGGCUCACAUAGAUAGGAAUAUUGCACGCAAGCUUACUCCUGCUGAGCUGCGUGAGAAGAAGGAAAGAAAGCUGUUUGAUGACCCAAAUACAUUGGACACACUUGUCUCACUUUACAGGAUUAAUGAUCUCUCUCAUCCAAAGGCCCGCUUUAGAGUUGAUGUUAAUGCUCAAGAAAACCGUUUGACUGGAUGUUCUGUGAUUUGUGAUGGUAUUAGUGUUGUUGUGGUUGAAGGUGGAAGCAAGUCAAUUAAGAGGUAUGGGAAACUUAUGCUUAGGCGUAUCAAUUGGAGUGAUUUUUCAAAAGAGAAAGAAGACGACGAAGAUUCAGAUGAUGACAAGCCUGUCAAUAAAUGUGUUCUGGUAUGGCAAGGAAGUAUUGCCAAACCAAGUUUCAAUAGGUUCAGCGUUCACGAUUGCAUCACUGAAGCAGCUGCUAGGAAAGUUUUUGUGGAUGCUGGAGUUCCUCAUUAUUGGGACCAAGCUGUCAACUACGUUGAUGACGAAGCUGCUUGAAUUGUCUUCUAAUGUUUUUGGUCAUAUUAUUAGCAUGCCUAGACCAUCUUUUGGUGAGUGAUUCGGUUAUACAAUUUACAAUCAGCAGAAUUUUGAACAAAAUUAGCUGUUGGUGCUCUCUCGUUUCCUAUGGUCAAUGAUGUCUACAAUCACUCUAAAUUUGGUACAUCAUUUAGUGGUGUAAAAGUUCUUGCAUUAAUUUGGAAAGUGUCCCUUCGAUAUGCCCCAAUGAUUGUGUGCAAUGUCAUUUGGUUAAAAAUUUUAGGCCUUCAGGAUUUACUACAAUGUUUCUGACUAUGUAAACUUUCUUUCUCACUAUUAUGUUUGAAUAUGCAAACAUUGUGUUGAUCUGUUUCUAGUAUAUCAGUAAUCUUCACCUGUCUUGCUAAAAACAUGUUUUCAAUGCAAACAGGUGGCCGUAUGUAUGGCAUCAGUAUAUGCUGUUACUCUGAAUUCUGAGAUGAAGAACUACUUAUGAUAUCACUAUAAUUAAUUGUUGAAUAUUUUAAUGUUA